Molecule: messenger RNA, 2125 nt
Organism: Motacilla alba alba
Lineage: Eukaryota; Metazoa; Chordata; Aves; Passeriformes; Motacillidae
Gene: CHAC2
Product: ChaC glutathione specific gamma-glutamylcyclotransferase 2
Exons: 3
Coding region: 62-616 (184 amino acids)
Biological process (GO): glutathione catabolic process
Cellular component (GO): cytoplasm
Molecular function (GO): gamma-glutamylcyclotransferase activity; glutathione specific gamma-glutamylcyclotransferase activity
Source: RefSeq, a predicted model, not a curated record
GCCCCGCCGGCGCUCGGGGCCGCCCCGCGGCUCUGCGCAGGCCCCGCCGGGCCGGGCCGCCAUGUGGGUGUUCGGCUACGGCUCCCUCAUCUGGAAGGUGGAUUUCCCCUACCAGGAGAAGCUGGUGGGGCGCGUCCGCGGCUACAGCCGGCGCUUCUGGCAGGGCAGCACCGACCACCGCGGGGUGCCGGGCAAGCCUGGAAGAGUUGUGACCCUGGUUGAAGAUGCUGAGGGCUGCGUGUGGGGCGUUGCCUACAGACUGCCGGCCGGGAAGGAAGGAGAGGUGAAGGCCUACCUGGAUUUCCGGGAGAAGGGCGGCUACAGGACCACCACGGUCAUCUUCUACCCAAAGGACCCGUCGGUGCAGCCCUUCGACGUGCUGCUCUACAUCGGCACCCGCGACAACCCCAACUACCUGGGCCCCGCGCCGCUCGAGGACAUCGCGCGCCAGAUCCUCGGCGCCGCCGGGCCUAGCGGCAGGAACACGGAGUACCUGUUUGAGCUGGCCAACUCCAUCAGGAACCUCGUGCCCGAGGACGUGGAUGAGCACCUCUUCUCCUUAGAGACGCUGGUCAAGGAGCUCUUGAACAAGCACCAGAAUCUCAACUGUCUGUGAAGGAACCUCUUAGCAGCCCGGCUCUGGCCUCAGAGGAAGGGGUUUUGUGCGUGUGGCAGGGAGGAAUGCUCCUCUGUAUUGUGCUACCCUAAUUAGUACUGCAUAUCUUAAUUAAUGCUGCGUUCAGAAUAGGAGUUGGUUACUUAAAACUGCCAAAAUCAUUCUUUCAGGAGUCGGGAAAGGAGAGCAACAAAAGUCUUCCAAGUUUGAAUUCGGUAUCUCAGCUUUUCACCCAAAGACUACACCUCAGAGCAGCCACUUAAACUUCUCUUUAUGUUUUAUUAUUAUUUCAGGUUUAAAAACAAAUCUUUAGAAUAUUUUUGAGGUUAAAAUCAGCAUGAAGAGACCAGUUCCCUAGAUUUAAGUGGUAGUUUGUUCUGAUCCCAGACCACAGUGCAGGAAUUUUAAGUGGUUGUCCUAAAUUGUGUAGUAGAACAUUUAUAUCAACAUUCCUCUGAAAUAAAGUUACGCCACUGAGUUAGUCAUCUCACCCUUUAUAUGUUAAUUUAUCCUUAAAUGCAGAGGAUAAACCAUUUUAUUGUAAAGGAAAUGAUUCCUUCCCUUGGCUGCUGAUGUCAAGCCCUGAAAAGCAAAGCUCUGGGCACUCUGACUCAAACAAGCCAUAACCUGUCAGUGCCUCGUUUUAAUUUUUAAUCCUAAUAUAAAGAAUAACCCCAAAAUAUUAAUCAAGAGCAUGGCUUAAAGUCACAACACAGCAAGAAGAGAAACUCUCAUCUCUGUUACUUCAGGUGCUGUUGUGGCCCCCAUCUCUUCAAAAAUCCCAGCUGCAAGGAUAGAUUUUUAGUUUCAGGGAUUCAGCAACAGAAGGUAAUUAAGGAAGGAACCCUCUCUCCAGUAACCUUAGGGGUGUGUAUGGAUAUCCCAAGAGGGUUGGGAAGCCCCCAGUUUAGGCCAGUAGGCUUCCUGAUGCAAUCCGUCUCAACGUGGACUUGUCUUGCUCCUCAGAACUUUAUUUUUAUUAACUUUUAACCGAGUAUAUUUUUAUAUCUUAAUAUAAAAGGUCCUGUUUCAAACACCACUUAACAUCCUGUUUUUCCAUCCAGGGAAUGUGUAAGUGUUUAGUAGCAGCCUGGAAACCUGGAUUCUGCAUCAAUAAUUGCAAAAAAAGUGGUUUUCCCCCUAAGAAGGUUGACCCUUUCUGUUCUUUACAUCUUCCUGGUUUAUAAUUGUAAAGGUAAAAGUGUGCAAUGGCAUUCUCUGCUUUCUUGAAAAUUCUUUUAAAAAUUCUUUCCUCAAGGACUUAAUCCUUGUUCCUUAGAACAGGGCAGGGCAUGCUUGUGCUCAUUAAGGAUCCAGAACCAUCGAGGCUGAUUCCCCCUUUGAAACGCUAAUUAUUUAAGUACUGUGAUUCUGUGUAGCUCCACAUUCUCUGUCUUUGCCUCCAAGGCUUUGUUGGUUCAUUUGCUUCCCAAAUGCAUAAACCAUUGCAAUAAUACACGUUCCUGUGUACGACUUCAGUGCAAUAAAAACGCAUUACAAUGACUAACA